Messenger RNA from Phytophthora megakarya, 603 nucleotides. The record is from the annotation of a GenBank genome assembly. Lineage: Eukaryota; Oomycota; Peronosporomycetes; Peronosporales; Peronosporaceae.
AUGAUAGUAGCGAGCUAUAUCAUAGCAAAGUGGAAAGGAGGAGUGCAUGGAAUUAGGCUCACGGCCGCGCGAGAUAAGACCAGGGUCGGCUUCUUCGAUGGGGGGUCCAGAGGCAACCCAGGACCGGGCGGCAGCGGCAGCAUAGUAGUGGAGGUUGGAGAUGGAGUACACUCGUUGAAGAUGCUGUGGGCUGCGGCGACCGCUUUAGGACGAAAGACCACAACCAACAACAUAGCGGAAUUUGUCGGGCUACACAGGCUGCUCACGAAGGCAGUAGAGCAGAAUUGGACUGGCAUUCACGUGGUAGGGGAUAGCGCGCUCAUCCUGAGAAUGAUGGAGACCAGGAAACCCCCGAGAGCGCGGAAGCUCCAGCAUUGGUACAGAGUAGCAAGGCGGCUCGCUGAUCUGUGCGCCGUACAGAGCUGGAGACAUCAUUACAGAAGACACAAUAAGAUGGCGGACUGGGCUGCAAACUUUGCAAUGAACACGCAUAGCAGCGUUACCAUGGCUUUUGAGGACAGUCCAGAUGACAAUGAGUUCACGAUUGGGGUGAAGCAACUCAUGCACGCAGAUGUUACAGAUUGGAUCUCAAGACUGCAUUGA